Molecule: messenger RNA, 585 nt
Organism: Trichoderma virens Gv29-8
Lineage: Eukaryota; Fungi; Ascomycota; Sordariomycetes; Hypocreales; Hypocreaceae
Exons: 2
Coding region: 1-585 (194 amino acids)
Source: RefSeq, a predicted model, not a curated record
AUGACCGCCGAGGCAGCUCAACCGACCGCCGCCGCUUGGGAUUCUUCGACAGACGAGCCCGACAUGCCGCAGCUUACUCAGAGUUCCAACACGUCUCACAGUUGCGCCAAUGUUUUCUGUCUGCCGCUGUCGCCCUGGACAAAGUCUGAGCCUCGGCCAACACCCGUGCCUACAUCAGUAACAACUGCAAGCGCAAGCGGCUGUUCCCAGGUCCUCUCUCCAAGUCGGACACCCUCAGCCAUGAGCUUCAACUUCACCGACUCGUGCGAUUCUAGCACGGACAUGGCGGAGGACUGCCGGGCAACGCUCAACUGCGACACCGCGAGAGGUCUGUAUCCAACAUGCGAGCGCGGCGAGUGUCAGUGUCUAGCCAAGGAGUGUUUCCGGAGAUCCAUGUGCCUCGACCUUGGCCAAUGUCGAGACUUUGAUGACCACGUCUGCAUAAGGGAGAGAAGCGAUGGCGAAGGCGUGGGCGUCUGUGGAUCCGCAUGCGGUAUCUCUUCACGCUUCCUACCCAAUUCCACGCAUACCUCAAGCAAUGCCAGCCAAAAGACCACGAUGGAAUACCAAUACACGAACGAAUGA